Molecule: messenger RNA, 366 nt
Organism: Aspergillus vadensis CBS 113365
Lineage: Eukaryota; Fungi; Ascomycota; Eurotiomycetes; Eurotiales; Aspergillaceae
Exons: 2
Coding region: 1-366 (121 amino acids)
Source: RefSeq, a predicted model, not a curated record
AUGGCUAGACAUACAUCGCUUGAAUCUGAGAGACCCAUCAUGGCCCAGUCGGCACGUACCUCCAAGCGGUUCUCGACUGUCAGCGAAGCCCCUACGGUCGCCUCGUCGGAAACCACCUUUGCAGGUCUGCCGGCCGGAGACCCCAGACUGGCCGAUUUCCACAAUCUCCGUGAUGGGCUGGAGCGCCUGGAGAACAAGCCCCUUCUGAAGCAACGUUUCGUUCCCACUCCGGAGAAGACCGAUAACUUGAGCAAGUUGGCAUUGGGUGCCAAGGUGGAGCGCGCCCUUGGACGUAGAAUGACCAGCCAGGACGCUGUCAUGCGAGAACCCGUGCUGAACGAAAAAGCGGUGGUGGAAGCCCCGUGA